AUGGCUUCCGCCGUGUUCUUCCUCGACUUGAAGGGCAAGACCCUUCUUGCCCGAAACUACCGCGGUGACAUUCCCAUGUCAGCUGUCGAGAAGUUCCCCGUCCUUCUCAGCGAAGCAGAAGAAGAAUCAUCAGCUGUCCCACCAUGCUUCUCGCACGAGGGUAUCAACUACCUUUACAUCCGACACAACAACCUAUACCUCCUUGCCCUGACGAAACGAAACACCAACGCUGCCGAGAUCCUCCUAUUCCUUCACAAGAUUGUCGAAGUCUUCACCGAGUACUUCAAGGCCCUUGAGGAAGAGUCCAUCCGCGACAACUUUGUCAUCAUCUACGAGCUUCUCGACGAGAUGAUGGACUUUGGCUACCCCCAGACUACCGAGUCCAAGAUCCUCCAGGAGUACAUCACCCAAGAAUCCCACAAGCUCGAGAUCCAGGCCCGCCCGCCCAUCGCCGUCACAAACGCUGUCUCAUGGCGUUCCGAGGGUAUUCGCUACCGCAAGAACGAGGUCUUCCUCGACGUCGUCGAGAGUCUCAACCUUCUCGUUAGCGCCAACGGCAACGUCCUGCGCAGUGAGAUCCUGGGCGCCAUCAAGAUGAAGUGCUAUCUCAGCGGUAUGCCUGAGCUCCGCCUGGGCCUGAACGACAAGGUCAUGUUCGAGACAACAGGCCGAACGACACGCGGCAAGGCUAUUGAGAUGGAGGACGUCAAAUUCCACCAGUGUGUGCGGCUGUCACGCUUCGAGAACGAUAGGACCAUUUCCUUCAUCCCCCCGGACGGAGAGUUCGAGCUCAUGAGCUACCGCCUCAACACCCAGGUCAAACCCCUGAUUUGGGUCGAAUGUGUUGUCGAGAGCCAUAGCGGGUCGCGAGUCGAGUACAUGCUCAAGGCCAGAUCGCAAUUCAAGAGGAGGAGUACGGCCAACAACGUUGAGAUUAUCGUUCCAGUCCCCGAUGAUGCCGACACUCCUCGCUUCCGCACCAACAUUGGCGCCGUCCACUACGCCCCUGAACAGAGCGCCAUCGUGUGGAAGAUCAAGCAGUUUGGAGGCAACAAGGAGUUCUUGAUGAGAGCAGAGUUGGGACUGCCUUCGGUACGAGGCGAUGACGAGCACGGUGGUGGUAUGACUGGUGGUUUCGGCGGUAGUAUGGGUGGUGUUGGUGCGCCUGGCAAGGGAGCCAAGAGGCCGAUCCAGGUCAAGUUUGAGAUCCCCUAUUUCACAACGAGUGGUAUCCAAGUGCGGUACCUCAAGAUUACAGAGCCAAAGCUGCAAUAUCCCUCGUUGCCUUGGGUCAGAUACAUCACCCAGUCAGGAGACAUAGCUGUGAGGUUGCCUGACGCAGUAUGA
Molecule: messenger RNA, 1347 nt
Organism: Colletotrichum abscissum
Lineage: Eukaryota; Fungi; Ascomycota; Sordariomycetes; Glomerellales; Glomerellaceae
Product: adaptor complexes medium subunit family protein
Exons: 4
Coding region: 1-1347 (448 amino acids)
Biological process (GO): vesicle-mediated transport; intracellular protein transport
Cellular component (GO): clathrin adaptor complex; clathrin-coated vesicle
Molecular function (GO): clathrin-cargo adaptor activity
Source: RefSeq, a predicted model, not a curated record